CAAAGCCACUCACUACACCAAAAACCCUAAUCCCCCUUCGAGAGAGAAACAUCGAGCAGCCAAGCCAUGGUGUGCAUCAGGCGAGCAACGGUGGACGAUCUGCUUGCGAUGCAAGCCUGCAACCUCAUGUGCCUCCCCGAGAAUUACCAGAUGAAGUACUACCUCUACCACAUCCUCUCUUGGCCUCAGCUUCUCUACGUCGCCGAGGAUUACAACGGCCGCAUCGUCGGCUACGUCCUCGCCAAGAUGGAAGAGGAGAGCAACGAGUGCCACGGCCACAUCACUUCCCUCGCCGUUCUCCGCACUCAUCGCAAGCUCGGUCUCGCUACUAAGCUCAUGACCGCUGCUCAGGCCGCCAUGGAACAGGUUUAUGGGGCAGAGUAUGUGUCAUUGCAUGUGAGGAGGAGUAACAGAGCAGCGUUUAAUCUGUACACGGAGACGUUAGGCUAUCAGAUUAACGAUGUGGAAGCUAAGUAUUACGCUGAUGGAGAGGAUGCUUAUGACAUGAGGAAGAAUCUCAAGGGUAAGCAGAACAAUCACCAUGGCGGCAGCGGCGGCGGUCAUCAUCAUCAUCAUCACCAUGGAGGUGGAUGUUGUUCAGGUGAUGCUAAAGUUGUUGAAACAACUCAAGCAACAAGUUCCAAAUAAGACUCAAAAGCAGGUGACUGUGUGAUGAGUGUGUUUGCUCUAAUACUGCUCACUGUUUUCCAUUUAUAAUGAUUUUGUUGAGUGUUAAAUACAUUUUGGUAACCACUCUUUGUGUUGUCUUUUCUAUGUAUCAAUGUUUCAGAAGUACCAACAUUGUUUUUCCUUUUAAGGCUUUACAAACUUUAGAUAUGGAAAUCUUCUAUUUGCAAGAUAUAACAGAACUGUGUGACAAUAUAGUUUACAAAAGAAUCUUGACUUCUACAGUUUCCUUUUCAAGAACUCUGCAAAGUUCUUUUGUUCUUCAUAUUGGAAUAUCUUGAACCACUAGUUUGUUGUGAUAUGUCAAAGCUUUCCUGCAACCAUCUGAUCUGUGAGUUAAGUCCAGCAUCACGGAGAGCAUUCAAAGCUGAUGAAUAGAGCCUCGCAUCAAACUUAGUUCUUUCGGCUUUCAUGUCCUGCAACAGCCUGAUUAGCUCAUCAAUCCUGCUGGUUUUGGAGAAUACACCAACCAUGAUUCCCGCCAUGGCUCUAUCAAUCUUUCCUCUGUUCAUCCUAAACUCAUGGUAAAGCUCCACACACCUCUCAAACUCCUUUCCUCUGUUAUACCCACUGAUCAUGCUUGUGUAGCUCACUUUAUCAGGCAACACCUUCAUCCUCUUCAUCUCUUUCCAUAUCUUUUCCACCCGCCUCAAGUCCAUAGCUCUCCCAUGCAUAUCAAUCAAGGAGUUGUAGAUCCAAAUGUUGGGUCUACAUCCUCUUUGUUUCAUCUUAGCCAUUAGCUUCACCGCGUCGCUUAGCCUCCUUGUCUUCCCGUACAUAUCUAUUAUGUUUGAGUAUGCAACAACGCAUUUGUCAAAACCCUUCUUCACCAUCUCUUCAAACAGCAUCUCAGCCUUGUCGUGCUCCUCUAGCCGACAGUAUGCAUUGAUUGUUAUCGCGUAAGUCACUUGUCCAGCCUCGCAUUCUUGCUUCAUAAGCCACUCAUAAGCCUUGACUGCUUCAGCAAAGCCUCUUUGUUUACAGAAUCCAUUCACAAUCGCGCAGAAAAUGCAGUCAGUGACCUUCAAGUCGCUCUUCCUCAUCACAGCCACAACCUCUAGAGUUCUCUCCAUGGCUCCUUCUCUUACGUACAUCAAUACAACCUUCAAACACAUCUCUGGAUCCUUCAACAUCUUCUUCUCUCCUGCUUCUUUGAACAGCUUCUCCACCGUUACAACCUCCCGGGCCUCAGCCAAGGCACGGAUCAAGGUAGAGUACAAUGCACUACUUUGUGGAAUGCCUUUAUCUUUCAUCUCCUCCAGAAACUCCAGAGCUUCGAGUGCUCGUCCUGAUUUAGCGAGGGACGAGCAUAAGAUUGUGUAGAUAGAGCCUGAUUCCUUGGCCAAGAAACUCAACCUCUUGCUAUUAAACUCUUGAAACAACUCCACCACCUUUUGACUAUCACCAAUCCUCUCAUGAGCCUCCAUGAUCCUGCAGUAACAGCCAGGGCUUGGCUCAACAUCCACAGAUUGUUUCAACCUAUCAAACACUUGGAUCGUGCUACUAUACAUCUGUAACUUGUUAAAGCCUUUCAUCGCUGAAUCAGAUGAAGACACGGACAGUGACUUGUCUGUUCUAAACACAUUAAGCAAGCAAUGAGUAAUCCUGAAUUUCCCCUGCCUGAUGCAGCUUCUGAUAAGUUGAGAACACGUAUGAACAUCAGGGAACGCUUUAUGUUCCCUGAGAUCCUCACAAAGCGAGACGAGCAAGUCCCAGUUCUUGGAACUCACCAAGUAGUUGAUGAGAUGCUUGGUGGUCCUCAACUCUGAGUUCUCCUUGGCUUUCUCGUAGAACUCGGAAGAAACUUUAUGGGUUUUCGGGUCGCGGAGAAACUUGGAUAAGACCCGGUUAAGGACAUCUGGAGCAGGUUCGAAAAUGGGCCACUUGUCUUGUUUCGGACCAGGUGACUUCUUUUCAUCUUCCUCGAGAACUAAAGAGCAUCGAGAGGAGCAGACGUGGGGAGUGUGAGGCUUUUGGGUAAGAAAGAAGACGGGUUUGGUCGGAGAGGUGAAGCUGUGAGGGUUUGCAUGGUGGUUCACGGUGGCUACCCACGACCUGCUCAAGAUGACCAUUUGUUUGUGUGUGUGUGGGAGGGAGAGGGAGAGAGAUCUCUCUCCU
This is a messenger RNA of Eruca vesicaria subsp. sativa (arugula), 2805 nucleotides long. The record is from the annotation of a GenBank genome assembly. NCBI's taxonomy places the organism in Eukaryota, Viridiplantae, Streptophyta, Magnoliopsida, Brassicales, Brassicaceae.